AUGUUGAAGAUUAAGGGAGCUGUUCCUGCAUCCAUAGAAAUGAAGGCUUAAAUUACUAGUCUCUUGAAUGUUGGACUUAUGAAUGAUCAAGGACCUAAACAUAUCCUGUAAAGUGCUUGCUCUGGAUUUAGUGGCUCUUGAGGGUGCAAGCUGUGUGCCACUCCCUGCUGUUACCUGACUUCCUGUGCCAUGGAUACUGAAUCAACCUACUCUGGAUAUUCCCACUAUUCAGGUCACUCCAGAAAAAUUCAAACACAAGGGGGCUGGGACAGGCAGAAAUCACCAUGGAAUAAAGUUGGCAGUCAUUCAGAGAAAUCUGUUACUAUCCAGACCCCACCUGGAGACUCCUUGUUGGAGAAUGAUUCUUCCCGAGCAGAUGAAAUACAAGAUGACAAUUGGGGUGAAACAACAACAGCCAUUACAGGUACUUCAGAACACAGUGUGUCCCAGGAGAAUAUUGCCAAGAUAAGCAAGGACUUGGAGGACAGCGGUAGCCUAGACCACAAACGCCAUCUCAUCUUAACUGUGGCAGCGGUCCUGGGACUUCUUGUUUUCCUUACUCCAAUUGCCUUUAUUCUGCUUCCACAGAUCCUGUGGAGAAGUGAGUUAGAGUCAUGUGGCACGGCUUGUGAAGGACUUUUUAUCUCUGUGGCUUUCAAACUCCUGAUCCUCUUGAUUGGUGCCUGGGCUCUGUUUUUUCGGCAGCCCAAGGCUAACCUCCCACGCAUGCUUGUAUUCCACACCCUCAUUUUGAUCCUCAUAUUUCUACUACUCUUUUCCUACUGGCUCUUCUAUGGUAUUCGCAUUUCGGAAUCUAAAGACAUCAGUUACCAGGGAGUUGUGCAGUUUGCUGUGUCACUAGUGGAUGCCCUGCUUUUUGUUCACUAUCUUGCUAUUGUGGUGCUGGAACUGAGACAGCUGCAACCAACGUUCACAGUCAAGGUGGUUCGAUCCACAGAUGGAGAAUCACACUAUUAUAACUUGGGACAUUUGAGUAUCCAGCAUGCUGCUUUAGUCAUUUUGGAAAAUUACUACAGAGACUUUGCUGUCUAUAACCCUGUGUUGCUAACAGUUUCCAAAACACGUGCAAUGAACCAUCUGGCAGGCCUGAAGGUCUACAGUGUGGAUGGGCUAGAAAACAAUGUCACUGAGCAGUCCAGGGCCAUGAUUGCUGCUGCUGCUCACUGGAGAGAUUCUGGUCAUAAUGAACUCUACAUUGAAGAAGCUGACUAUGAAAAAAGGGUUAGAAAACGUCGAGCAAGGCUUGUGAUAGCAGUUGAGGAAGCUUUCACCCACAUUAGGCGUAUACAGAUUGAAGAACAACAGAAAACUCCAGGGGAAGUGAUGGACCCGCGAGAGGCUGCCCAGGCCAUCUUCCCUUCCAUAGCAAGAGUGCUGCAGAAGUACCUACGAACUACACGGCAACAGCACUACCAUACCAUGGAGAGCAUCCUACAACAUUUGGCUUUCUGUAUUGCGAACAACAUGACCCCAAAGGCUUUUCUGGAAUGUUACCUCAGUCCAGGCCCAACCCUGCAGUAUGACCAAGAACAGUGGUUCUUCAAAACCUGGACACUCAUAAGUGAGGAAACCGCUACCAAAGGUUUAAGAGACGGUGUGGUGUUUAUCCUUAAGGGCUUGGACUUCAGCCUUGUUGUUAUGGUGAAGAGAAUUCCCUUUAUCAAACUCUCAGAGGAGUUCAUAGACCCUAAAUUUCACAAGUUUUCCUUUCACUUACAGCCUGAAACAUCAGUUUAAGGGACCUUGUAUGUUUGGGUAAGGAAAUUAGUAUUUCUGGCUUUAUACGUUCAGUCUAUGGAUUUGGGGGUUUUUCCCCUUUUUUUCAGUUUAUAAUGCACACGGGAUGGAUCGCAAAUAUUUUAACCAUGUGCACUUUAUUGAAAAAGAAGGAUAAGGGAGUUAGCUAAAAAAACACAGCAGUUCAUGGAUUGGCUUAAUGGGUUCAACUGGGCAUGAAUAGCUGCCAUUAGUUCUGCCAUAUUGCAAGCCAAUAUGAUUAUCUGUGGUCCCUGCCACAUGGCCACACAUUAACUAGCUCAUCACCAGUACUCCUGCCUGUAUUUUCUCUACAUAUAGUUUUCUGUAGAAUCUCAUUUCUUUGCACAGAAUCACAAAAAACAAUCAUUUGCUAUCUGCAAUUUGAAAUGCAAACUGUGCCUUGACAGUCCAGCUGCAGGAGGAUUGCUUGGUUUAAAGCGGCUCAUCUGCCUUCAUGUUUUGUUUGCCAGCAUUCAAUUUCAUAAUUUAAUCCCUCCUUCACUUUUUUGGUUGUGUUUUGUCAGUUCGGAGAUUACAAGCUUACAGUUUUUGAAAUGUCCUUGCUGUGGUUUUAUAAAGAUGUGAAAGAAAUUUGCAACAAUCUUACUGGUCUAGAUCUGCUGUGGAAAGCAUUGUGAUCAUUCUCGUAUUUCAGCAGGUCUGUUUAUGCAUCUUGAAAGGAAAUGGUUCUCCACCCAUUUGUAGAUUCAUUCUUUCAGCAUUUUCAGUAUUGUAGUUGCUUUGAGCAAUAAGUAAUGGUCCAUAUCCAAAAUAUAAAGGAAUACGUUUUUCAUUUUUGUACUCAAAUGUUUCUUUCGUACAUGCCUGCCUAUAUGUAUGUAUCAUACUACUUUUCCAAUCCUUAUAGGAUUUAUUUAUUAAUUUGAAUUUUGUCCAUUUCCACAAAUGGAUUUAUGCCAUUGCAGAAUAGUCACGAAGUGAAUCUUACAAAUAGAAAAACGGUGUAUAUCUCCUUCAUUUAAAAUCAAAGGAGACUCUUCUUUAUAAAGCUCUUAUGCCUAGCAAGAUAAAUUCUCUUGAAAGUCUCUCAAACUCUGGGAGUAUGAUUUGGAUUUGUUCAUUAUGAAUCUGUUAAAAGUCCAUGUGAUACAAAUCAUCUGUUCCAGCAAAUCAUCCAAAAUAGGCCAUCAUUUAACUGAAGCAAAGUGGCAUAAAUAGGAGGGAUUGGUGGGAGAAGAAGAUUAGAGACCUCUAGCCAUUUUAUCCAACUUGGCCUACAGGAAUUGGAUUUCAAAAAGUGAAAAAUGUAAACAAAAAAUGUUUUAAUAACAUUGGGGACCAAGUGGCACUGUGCCCAUGGGUCUGCAAGUUUCAGUUGGCCUUGAUAGUCAGCUGUAUUUCCCUUAACACCUAAGGAGUGGACAGUUUUGUACUUUGAGCAUGAACUAAAUCUUUCCUGUUUCUUUUAAGUGUCUUCAAACUCUGGAGCAAAUUAGGGACUGCCAUUUAUCUCUGCCUAAUUUUGGCACAUAUACAAGAAAGUAGAAAAGAACAAGUUCCAUCUCAGAGUUGUGUGGAGAACUCUGGAAAGGAGGGAGAGGGAACUCCACUUAGUACUCAGCAGUUGGGUGCAGAUGGUCAGCAGGGAGAGCCAAUGAGGGAGCGUGAUCACUUGGCUGUGAUCGCUUUUUUGUGGGCCAGUGUGAAUUAUUCUCUCUACUAGCCUCCAGGUUCUGCUGGCAGCUGCUCUUGGGUGGUAAAACUUAAUCGAUUUUAUUAAAAUUUAAGGGAUUAAGAAAAAUAUCUAAAUUUAAUGUUCCUGUUAAUAGGAAAGUAGUCCAACAAACAUACUGCCACGUAUGUCCCAGUCCAGAUAUGUCCAGCCUGUUACUGCUAACACUUUUGCCAUACAUUUGAAGGUUUAAUUGUGUUCCACUAACUUCAACAGAUGCAGUGAUGAAAUGCAACUAGGAAGAACAGAUGUACACCUCAGGACAAUGAAGCCUUUCUUAAGUUUUUAAGGAAUUUAAUUUGGAAUGAAAGCUUAUAAAUAAUAUAGAGAUCUACUGUUUGAACUUCAUGCUAUAUGUAUUUCUAUGCAUAAUGUUUUUCCUUUUUAAGACAGAAGAGUCUUCUUCUGUGUCUGUGUCUAAUAUUCCCUUUCAUUCUUCUAUUGACACUCUGUAAAAAAGCUGAGUUGCAUGAAGAACCGUACAACAUUGGAAAGGUGUCCUAGGAAAGCUUCUCCUCUGAACUAAUACUAUUUUUCUAUUCUAUUCACUGCUUACAAUUUAACAAAGCACAUCAGUACUCAGUUUAACUAGGGGUUGGGAUAAGAUGGGUUGAUGUAUUUAGUGGGCAAUGGUAUUAUCUCUUUCAAUUUCAUUUAAUUUCCCUGAUAGAUUGGAAACCCCUUUUAAAUGAAAGGAAGGGCUAUCCAGUAUGGUAUUUUAUUGUAUAUUUAUUUUAAUAUACCAAUUCCUAUUGCUGCCUACCCAUCAGACUCUAAUCAACUUAUAAAUUGAAACUUUAAAACAACAUAAAAGAUAUAACAUUAAACUAUUUCACUUGCUGUCACCAAUCAAAAAUAUUUCUUUCCACAUUCUUUCUGGAAGAAAACCAUUUUUAUCAUUUUCCUAAAGGAUAAGGAGAGUGGAGGCUAAUCUGAUGUCAGAGGACAAGUUGUUCCAGAAUGAGGAGGCUGCUGUUAAGGUUAUCUUCUGGCCCAUCUCCCUUGAUAUCUCGAAGAGGAUUACCUGCAGCAUCCUCUUCCAGCUAGAGCGGACAACUUCUAUCUGGAUAAUAAAGGCCCAAGCUGCAAAGAGCUUUAUAGGUAAUCACUAGCCAUGCACCUUGACUUGGGUCCCAAAGCCUACUGACAGUCAGUGCGGCUCCUGCCAAAUAGGUGUUAUUCUGUUGAAUUGGCUAGCACUGAUCAGCAAGCAGGCAGGUGUUUUCUGUGCCAGCUGUAGUUUCUGAAUUGUCUUCAAGGACAGUCCAUGUAAAUAAAUUAUAGAAAUUAAACAGAACAACAAGAGGUGCCACCUCCAUCCAAGUCUUGUUGCAUGUCAUGCACAAGAAUAACCAAUGUACUCUUUCAUUUUCCAGGCAAUAGUUUCUAGCAUACCAUACAUAAAAAGCCUUAUAAAGGCUUUUUGUUAAUCACUCUUUAGCAGGUUUCACAUUUUAAGAAAAUUCAGUCUAUACCACCAGUGUUCUGUGUUUCAGUCCUUGGCCUGGAAACAAUUGAGUAGUAGGGGCAGUGAGAGGAACUGACUGGGGAUGGUGGCCAGGGGGUUUUAUAUUGCUCAGAAUGGCCAUGUGGUUGAGUCAGCGAUCGUUACAAAACAUAAAAGAUCCAUCUCCAUGUACACAUCUGGGUGUGACCAGACUUAUCUAUUCUCUUAAAAAAAAAAAAAAAGCUGACACUAAGAAUUUGCACUUUGAGAAAAACAAUAAUAUAAUAUGGCUGCAGUAUUUUGUAUUUCUGGCACGCAGUAGUUUGCAUGAAUAAAUGAAAGUGUACAUUGCAGGGAGAAUAGAAUGGGGAACCUUUUUUUGGUUAACAUUUUUUCUUGAAGCUGGAAAUGUAAGCAUACACACAUAUAGGAUACAAUUAUCUACUUACCUGCUGGGUAGUUGCCUCUCGUUGUUUCCCCCUUUGCAUAUGUUUGUCAUAUAAAAGAGACAUGUAUAGGAAAUCAGCCUGAUGAUGAUUAAUCAUCAAAGUUAGGACUAGGAUACAAAUAUAUGCCUUUUGUUUUGUCUUGUCAUGGUUCUGCAGUAAGGCCACAUUUGCAUAUUUUGCAUGAAUAACCUUCGUGUGCCAUGCCAUGUAAGCCAAAGCAAUGCUUUCUGUUUCUUCUUGGACACACUACAGUAUUCUCACAGAACUUGGGGCAGCACUUACAGUACAUGCAAGUUCCCACUUAUACAGAUGUACCUCUGUGCAACCAGCCCCUACUUGUUGCUGAAAUUACUAUCAUGUAUAAUGGACUCCUCAGUUUUGAUAAUUUUAUGUGUCGUUUUCACAUGGGAUACUGCAAGAAUCUUUUUCUUUUAUGGAAUAGCUGUGUGUGUGUGUGUUCCAUAAAAUGAUUAUAUACACUGUAU
Python bivittatus (Burmese python) is the source of this 5853-nucleotide messenger RNA. RefSeq names its product VANGL planar cell polarity protein 1 (gene VANGL1). The record is from RefSeq and is a predicted model, not a curated record. Gene Ontology annotation, cellular component: membrane. NCBI's taxonomy places the organism in Eukaryota, Metazoa, Chordata, Lepidosauria, Squamata, Pythonidae. Gene Ontology annotation, biological process: multicellular organism development.